AUCAUAGCAACGUUUAAGCAGUAGGAACGUUGACGAAACAAGACCAGUAAUGCUUUUACCAAUGGAUCGUUCAAACAAAUAUAAUGGUGCUUUUUUUCAUUAUUAGUUAAAAAUUUUAACAAAAAGUGGAUUUAAUAUAAAAUAUAAUAUCUUUCUGUAUUAUUUACUUUUUUCGUAGAUUCUCGAAUACAUCGAUAAAUUUCAAAUUUCUCGUCUAUAAGUUCUUAAUUAAAGUGGCACAAAUCUAUGAAUUAUUUGCCAAUCUUAUAUAUACAUUAAAUAUUUUGAUAUAAAAUAUAAAUGUUAUCUGAGAAAGUCGCCAAUACUGGUACCCUAUUUUAAGAUAAUAUUUCUUGAACUUAAGCUAAAAAUAAGGAUUUGAAAACAUAAGUACAAAUGAGAAAAGCUUUCCUUUAUCAGAUACUAUUUUUAUAAUACUAUUUUGUAUUUUGUAAUAAUUAAUGUUUUUGCCACACUCAAAAAAAAGCAUCUGAGAAAUAUUUAGAACACCUGAAACAACCACUGUAGAUAAUAAUAGCAGAAUUCAAAAAAGUAUCACAAAGAAAGUAUUAUGUGUAAGUUAAACUGAUAAAAUAAGUAAUAAAAUACAUUUUGAUAUAUUAAACAACAAAACUUAUAAAUCUAAAAAGAAAAAAUUAAACUUUUCUACUUUUUACAAUAUUUUAGCAUUUUAUUCUAGAUCUGUUGUGUAUAACAAUAUUUUUCUUAACUUGAAGUAUUCAAGCAAAUAUGAAAAGUUCAUGGAAUAUAUAUCAACAUUGUAAUUAAAAAUUUUGUAGUUAUAAUCUGUUUUUACAAAGAGAAAGAGUCACUGCACCAGUCAAUGAACAAAUAAAAGUUGAACUAGUCAAUGAACAUAUAAAUUAAAUUUUAAUAUAAAUACAUUUUUAAAUAAACAAAGAUAUUUUAAUAAAAUGUUUAAAUUAGAUCAUAAAAAAUACAAUUAAUUCACAAUUUAUUAUUUCAAAGUCUAAUACUUUUCUAAACAUAGUCAUUUACUGGUGAUUGUUCAGCGACUGGUGCAAUGACCUUAAUUCGAUUUACACGGCAUAACAACUUUAUAUUUCAACCCGCAUUACGAGAAAAAUUAUGAAAGUAAAGAACAUAAACAAAAGAAAUGUAUGAAGCUACAAACAUAUAAAGCAAUCUAGUAUUAUUAAUAAUAUGCUCACUACUUUAUGUUUCAACUAUGCAAUUUGGAAGAGAAAAUCAUGCAAAUUUUAUUUUUGCGUCUCAAGAAUUCGUUUCUACAUAGAUUUUAUUAAAAAAUGUGUAUGUACAACUAUGGAUUUUUUUUUAAUUAUCUAAGCACAUCAUAUUUUUAUCAGUAUUAACACAUUACAAUAUACUAUUGUUUCCGAGAAAUACAAAUACAUGCCACCUUAAAGGGGGUUGGCCAAUAUUAACGACUUUCCUCUAUAUAGCUUCAUAUGUGUAUAUAUGUAUACAUAUUUAUUAUACGUAUAGAUAUUCAUUUACAUAUUUAAACAUUUAUACACAUAAUGAGAAAUUUAAUUAUUAUUAUGUAUAUUAAUUAAUUACAGUGUUAAAUAAAAUUGGAUAUUGCUAUAUAAUAGAUUAUGUAUAUUUAUUUACAUUUAUAUAAUUUUAUGUAACUAAAUAUGAUUAUAUGUAUAUGAAAAUUUUUUUACCGGAUGAUUACACAGAUUUAAGAUGGGCAAUUGGUCUGCAUCGGUAUAUGUUAAAAAUUAUCGGUUUAUGGCCACAACAGAUAAAGGAUCAACAUAAAGAAUAUUUUUCGAUUUUUCGGAUGCUAUUAAAUAUUAUCAUAAUAACUUUUGUAAUGACUGUACCGGCUUUAGUCCAACUGAUAAAAGUAUGGGGUGAUAUGCUUCAAAUAAUAGAUAAUUUGCAAUACACCCUGCCUUUUUUAGUAACGGAACUUAAAAUCUUCGUUAUGUGGUAUAAGAAGGGAGUUUUAUCGCUGUUGAUUAACAUGAUUGUAAAAGACUGGUUGGGAGUGAAAAUAGAUCAAGAGCGAAAUGUCAUGCUAAAGCAUGCCAGGAUCACCCGCUUACUCAUCAAAAGUGGAAUAUUUAUCGCAGUUUUUGCAGGGCUUAGCAGCAUGAGUUCUGCAUUUUUUAAACAAUUUUUUGGGCAUAUAAGAAAUCUCACUAAUCCUGAAAGAUCUUUACCGAUGCCUACAUACUACUGGUAUGAUGUAUACAGCAGCCCGAAAUACGAACUAACAUAUCUGGCACAAAUAAUCGGAAUGAUUGCAAGCGGUAUCACUUACAUCGCAGUCGACAAUUUUCUUGGACUAUUGAUCUUACAUGUAUGUGGUCAGAUGGAGAUUCUGCAUCUACGAUUAAUGAAUCUUGGGAAGAAUCCAGACUUCAGAGCGAUUUUAAAGUACAACAUUAAAGAGCACAUCCGUUUGAUCAGAUCUGUAGAAGCAAUUGAUAGCACGUUCAAUUUAUUGCUACUGGCCAUGAUAGGUUUUUUCAGCAUUCUCUUCAGUCUUCAUGGAUUUCUAAUAAUUAACGCUGUUAGUCGAGAUAAUCACUUGUCUAUUACACAAUUGGUUUUUUAUAUUUCCUCGAGUGUAUCUUUCUUAAUGCAUACUUGCCUUUAUUGUGCAGUAGGCGAACUUCUGGUAAUUCAAAAUGAAAAAAUACAUAGCGCUACAUGGGAAUGUAUAUGGUAUACUCUAAAGCCAAAAGCAGCAAAAAAUUUGAUAUUAAUUAUGCUCUGUGCAAAGAAACCACUUAAUAUCACAGCGGGAAAAAUAUUCCCAAUGACAAUGUCUACAUUCUGCAGCUUAUUAAAAACGUCGAUGGGUUACGUAUCUAUGUUACUUGCCGUUCGAAAUUAAUGAACAGCUGAUAAUUCUGGAAAUAAUGGCAGAGGGAAUAUCAAUUCAGUAUCUCUAUCAAAUCCUAUUUCACGACGUAAAAAUACAAACAAUAACAUGCAUAAAACAAUAGUUGUUUAUCAUAAUCGCGCAACCAUAAAUACAGCAGAAUGGCCUCUUGUCGCGAGAGUAAUGUGAUAAAAAUUCAAGCAUAUAGUAUAGUAUUUAUCUAGUGAUGAUUAGAAAUUAGACAUCAUGAAAAGUUUUCUUCUGAUUUGUUUUCUUAUUUGAUUUACUAAUAUAAAACAAACGGAUAACUGGCAGAACUAUUUGUUUCUCUUACUGCGAUUUGCAAUAAUUUUGCAAAGAUAUUUUAAAGUAAUACUUGAAUUUCACAAUUUCCUAAAAAAAACUCUAUUACGGAAUAUUUUCUCUUCAAAUAGAAAUAUGAAAAAUGACAUUUUUUAGUUUUGUGUUGUACAACAUACAUUUUGUAUACGCAGAUGAAAGAGAAAUAAAAUUUAUAGCGCAAACUAAUAAUUUAAA
This is a messenger RNA of Solenopsis invicta (red fire ant), 3382 nucleotides long. Its product is annotated as odorant receptor 82a-like. Gene Ontology annotation, biological process: detection of chemical stimulus involved in sensory perception of smell; sensory perception of smell. Lineage: Eukaryota; Metazoa; Arthropoda; Insecta; Hymenoptera; Formicidae. The record is from RefSeq and is a predicted model, not a curated record. The coding region runs from base 1652 to 2857 and encodes 401 amino acids. Gene Ontology annotation, cellular component: plasma membrane. The transcript has 6 exons. Gene Ontology annotation, molecular function: olfactory receptor activity; odorant binding.